This is a messenger RNA of Aureobasidium namibiae CBS 147.97, 816 nucleotides long. Its product is annotated as adaptin ear-binding coat-associated protein 2. The coding region runs from base 1 to 816 and encodes 271 amino acids. The record is from RefSeq and is a predicted model, not a curated record. Lineage: Eukaryota; Fungi; Ascomycota; Dothideomycetes; Dothideales; Saccotheciaceae. The transcript has a single exon. Gene Ontology annotation, cellular component: membrane; clathrin vesicle coat. Gene Ontology annotation, biological process: endocytosis.
AUGACAACUCUCGAUCCUGCCACCGGCCGUCCCUUGGCCGACUCUGCCAUCCAGCGAGUUCUGUUCAUCUGCCCCCGCGUCCAUGUCUACCAGAUCCCUCCUCUCACUUCCAACAAAGGCUUCUCCGCCGGUACUUGGACCGCUCCACCGCGCCCGACUGCCCAGAUGAUUUUCACUGCCCGCUUACGCAUCAUUGAAACAUCGCUCUCGAAUCAAAUAAAGACCGACAUCGUACUCGAGGAUCCAAAGACUGGUGAUCUCUUCGCCGCUUGCCCUUAUACCUCACCCGCUGUAGUCGAGCAAGCCAACGAUAGUAGUCGUUUUUUUGCCAUCCGUGUCGUGGGUGAAGGGGGCAUGAAAGCCACUCUGGGUAUGGGCUUUGAAGAGAGACCAGAUGCCUUCGAUUUCAGCAUCACACUAUCCGAAGCCAGGAAGCUCCUGGGCCUGGAUCCUGCUUCCGGCCACGCACAACCCCAGCAUCUGAGCAGAAAGACGGUCGAGGAGCCCAAGAAGGAUUUCAGCUUGAAGGAGGGGCAAAGCAUACACGUCGAGAUUGGAGGUCGCGGCAGGAGACAGCAGCAAUCGACUUCUGCAUCCAAUGACGAUGGUAGCGCCCUGUUUUCCAUCCGACCCCCACCGCCGCCUGCUUCUGCUAACGACUUUGCUCUUCCUUCGCUCGCCCCUCCGCCAUCAGCUGCUCAUGUCAAGGCCGCCUCUAAGAGUCCUUCGCCUGCGAGACAGCAAUCACAGCAUCACUCUCAUCAGAACGCUCAAGAUCUGGGCUUCGACGAUGGUGAAUUUGGCGAGUUCCAAUGA